AGUAUAACCGCCGUCCAUUUGGAAAAGGAAACAACAGAAAAUAUCGAAAGCCCAGACGAAGCACAACAGACAACAGAGCGUCAAAAAACACGAAAAACGUUGAGAAAAUUGCCGUGCAGCUGAAGCUGAACCAAAAAAAAAAAACAAAAAGAAGAAACAUUUGCACACACAAAUACAUACAGAUAGACAGACUGUGGGAUAGAGAAGAGAGGGGUGCAGAGCAGAAUAAUAAUUAAAAGUAAAGCGAAUUGGAGCAGCGCAACCGGGGGAGGGGAGAAGCAAGACAAAGGCCGAACAGCGAUAGCAGCAGCAGCAGCAGCAACAGCAGCAGCAGAAAGCCAAAGAGGCCAGAAUAUCAUAAUCGAAGGGGGAAAAAAGCGCGGAAAAGUGCACUUUACACAAAUCCCAUACAUAUACACACAUUUUUCACCCGAGUGAAAGUUAGGCGCACACCGGCCACGCCCCCCGCCCCGCCUGGAAUGAACCGCUCCAACAGUUUUGUCAGCUCCCUGAAGUGGUGGCCCCUGCAGGGCCACAACAGCCAGGCAACACCAGCAGCUGCAGCAGCGCCACCCACCAGCAACGGUGGCUACUCACAGUCGGCGCCCAGCUCCCCGAUCUCUAAUUGGCCACCGGCCCUUCAGCAGCAGCCGAAAGCCGGUGGCGGCGUGGUGAGCGCCACCUUUGGCAGCAGCGUUGCCGUGCAAAAACUGCGCGAAUCCAAGUGGUUCAAGCCCGAGGAGCAGCGCAUCUUCUGCGCCGUCGUCGAGUGUGGCUUCAUUGUGGAGGUGCGCAGCAGUGCGGCAGCAGAGGCAGCGGCUGCGGCAGCCGCCGCCGCAGCGGCCGCAGCUGCCAGCGAUAUCGAUUCCCUGGACAUGGACUGUCCCCCCAUCGGUUUGGGCCUGGCUCCCGGCCUAAUGAUACCCCGCAACGGCAGCAGCAGCAUCAGUUUCCUGGAGACCCAAGACGAGAACGAGACACCAGUGGCGUCCUGGUACGGCAUUGUCCUAUGCAAAGUGGCCAAAGAUAAUAAGCCGAAGCCCGAUUCCAUUGAGAUAUUUUCUGUGAAAAUACGUGAGAAUGGCACCUACAAACUGAUCAAAAUGUCACUGGCCGACAUCUGGAGCCAUGGCUGGGAGUUGAGGAUAAAUAACUUUGCCGACAAGGAGAAGAUGCCGCAUAUCGAGAAGGAUAUACGCAAUCAGGUAUCGCUGGCACGCAAGGCCAAACAGAGUCUGUGGAACAACAACAAGCAUUUUGUGUACUGGUGCCGGUAUGGUAGCCGCCAGCAGGAUGUGCGCAAGCGACAGAUGUCGGAGUGCGUGAAAUGGGGCAGCGUUGGCAUGAAUGCGGGCAUGUUGCUGGUGCUAAAUAAUAGACAGAAAUGCUAUUCCCACUCAAAGUAACCGCUCGAUUGCGCCCCUCUACUCCACUCAUAAUGAAAACAAAGAAAAAAAAAAAAAAACAGAAAAACCAGCCAUAAGUAUUCUCAAAA
Molecule: messenger RNA, 1495 nt
Organism: Drosophila obscura
Lineage: Eukaryota; Metazoa; Arthropoda; Insecta; Diptera; Drosophilidae
Exons: 4
Coding region: 480-1406 (308 amino acids)
Source: RefSeq, a predicted model, not a curated record